CGAUUGCUUUUGAUGGCAACCAAUUGUUGACAUUCCAUCUCAUCACAUUUCAUCUGCAUUUUUAACAAUGCAUAUUUAGUUUUGUAUCUAGCUUAGCUUAUCAAUAUUCGUUCGAUAUGAGAGCGGAUUUUUAAGAAAUAGCUGUACAAAUAAGUAUUUCAAGCAUUAUGUAUUUGUAGUUGUAUUAACAUUUCAACGCCCAAAUGAGUUAUCCAGUUUUGGUUGUGGUGUGCAUUAAAAUUGGUGUGUAUAAUUUCCGCUAAAUGGGGGAUAGGUCAACGAAUCGUUCGUGAGCGCUGUGUUUGACAACAAGAGACCAAUUGCUUUGUGCAGGAGUGAUUUACUGCGAAGCGUAUUAUUACCUCGCGAUAGCUAGCAUACUUUGAUUGAAUUGUGCCACAGUUUGCACCAGGACAGUGAUUAGAAUGAUCGCGCAAAACAAUGUACGAAGUACAAACAACGAUCCAGUAGAAUCGUCAGAAUCGUAUCCCAUUACCGGAGGAACUAACGGGACAGGAACGUCCCGGCUGUUUCGACAGUUCGGUAGUUUGUUUUCGUCUCCUGCCCCGACAACAGAUCCAGCUGGAUAUGUGGAAUUCGGCAGCAUCUCCGAUCCCGUGGCAAGUUCCGGACGUACGCUGGGAACGUUUGCGGGUGUCUUUUGUCCCGUAGCGUUGUCCAUGUUUAGUGCGCUCGUGUUUAUUCGAGUUGGUUUUAUCGUGGGCAAUGCUGGCCUGUAUGUUACACUGUUGCAGUUUAUUAUCGCUUACGUCAUUUUGCUUUUCACCGUUUCGUCCGUAUGUGCGAUCUCGACCAAUGGUGCCGUUGAGGGUGGAGGUGUAUAUUUUAUGAUAAGCCGCACACUGGGUCCGGAAUUUGGCGGCUCCAUAGGAACACUGUUCUUUCUGGCGAAUGUAGUAGGUUGUGGUUUGGCGAUAUCUGGAUGUGCCGAAGGUAUUAUACAAAACUUUGGUCCCUCGGAUGGCACUGGCAGCGGUUCAAUUCCGGAUGGCCGUUGGUGGCGCUUCCUCUACUGCAGUUCACUCAACACGCUGAUGCUUAUUGUCGUGUUAAUUGGUGCGGAAAUGUUCGCCAAAACAUCGAUGAUGAUUUUGGGAGUGGUGGUCAUUUGUUUGCUGUCGACAUACGUCAGCUUCCUGACGCAGGGGCCAAUGGACGUGAGCAUACCGCAUGAGAAUAGCUUGGUGAACUUCACCACCGCACGCUAUACCGGCCUGCAGGCGGAUACGCUUUGGUCCAAUUUGCACACCAAUUAUACAAAGGAUUACACUUCGAACGGGAAUCAAGUGAAUUUUGCCGUUGUGUUCGGUGUACUGUUCUCAGGCGUCACCGGCAUCAUGGCCGGUGCAAAUAUGUCCGGGGAGUUGAAAAAUCCAUCCAAAAGCAUUCCAGCCGGCACUCUGUCUGCUGUGCUCUUUACUUUUCUGUGCUACAUGGCAUUAUCAGUGCUGAUUGCGGCCACCACCACAAGCACUUUGCUGCAGAACAAUUUCCUAUUUCUUGGGCCAAUCAACUUGUGGCCAACGUUUGUAACCAUUGGCAUUUUGACGGCCACUUUUUCUACCGGUUUAAGUAACCUGAUUGGCGCAAGCCGUGUAAUGGAGGCUCUAGCGAAGGAUCGUGUGUUUGGUCCACUGAUGAGCUUUGUUGUGAAGGGUACGUACAAGAAUAAUCCAAUUGCUGCCGUAAUCGCGAGCUGGGUUUUGGUGGAAGCAAUUUUACUAAUCGGUUCGCUCAACACAAUCGCCCAGAUUAAUUCGGUGCUAUUCAUGCUGGCAUAUUUAGCGACCAACUUGGCAUGUCUGGGUAUUGAAAUAACUGGAGCACCUAACUUCCGGCCAACCUACAAGUAUUUCACAUGGCAUACUGCAUUUAUUGGCCUGCUUGGGACAGCAAUUAUGAUGUUUGUGAUAAAUUCUAUAUAUGCGCUAUCUAGUAUAAUACUUUGCCUGUUACUUGUGAUAGCACUGCAUUUAUUUUCGCCGGCCUCGCAAGGCGCACAAUGGGGUUCCAUUUCACAGGCACUGAUGUUUCAUCAGGUGCGUAAAUAUUUGCUUAUGUUAGAUUCAAGAAAAGAUCAUGUAAAGUUCUGGCGUCCGCAAAUGUUGCUGCUUGUGUCCAGUCCACGCUCCUGUUGUCCCCUGAUACAUUUCGUAAACGACAUGAAAAAAGGUGGUUUGUAUGUGAUUGGGCACGUAAAAGUGGGUGAGUUCGCGGAUAAUGAUUCAUCGAAUGAUCCUACGAUCGAGGAAUACACUCAGUGGCUCUCGCUAGUUGACCAUAUGAAGGUGAAGGCUUUUGUAGAGCUUACACUAUCUAGAAACGUUCGCGAAGGCAUUCAGCAUCUCAUUCGAAUAUCCGGUAUGGGAGCGAUGAAACCUAACACAACCAUUCUUGGUUUCUACGACGAGGAACAGUCGAAAGACUUUUUUGAACAUGAGGACUCACCCUACAAAACCAGUGAAUUUGAUGGCAAUGGGAUUAAAUUGUUCCCGUAUCGCAAGAGCGGCGAAUCGAAGUCACUCGGAGUGGUUGACUAUGUACGGAUCAUCGAUGAUGUAUUACGGAUGAGGAAAAAUCUCUGUCUAUGUCGUCACUUUCAUCGAUUGGACAAGCAAAUGAUUGCGCGUAACAACCACAUCCGCUACAUAGAUGUGUGGCCAGUGAAUAUUUUCGAGCCGAAAAAUGAGGAUCCGUUUGAUGUCGUGUCACAAUUUAUGAUGCAGUUGGCUUGCAUAAUUAACAUGUUGCCUGUUUGGAAGAAGUUGGAGCUACGCGUGUUUCUAUGUGAAUCGGAAACUGUGUCAGAAAAUAGUGCUGCUUUUGAACGGCCCGCAGAACACCGUCUUGAUCAACGAUUGAAGUUGCUAAGAAUUUCAGCAUCCAUCCAUAAGAUUCCGGAAUGGAAUAAAGAUAUUGAUUUUGCAAAACACCGCAAUAUUAUUAAACAAUUCACCGGUAAUAGCGAUAGUAGUCAAUUGAUGGCUGAAGAAAAUAUUAAUCGCUCUAAAUUAUACAUGCAAAGAAUCAAUCAAUUAAUACGCGAUAGAUCCAAUGCAACGGCUGUGACAUUUAUGUAUCUUCCAACGCCUCCAGCUACUCCAUCCGUUGAUUAUAAGGAAAAGUGUCACCACUAUCUCGAUCUAUUGACUGAGCUUACGUUCGAUCUUCCCCCAACUAUACUUGUCCAUGGUAUUGAUGCUGUGACCUCAACUACUCUUUAAGAGAGAAAAAAUAGAUAUGCGCACCACCUCCUCGUUGGAUUUGAUCUGUUAGUUUACGUGUUUCUUUUCUACGAAUGCGACCUCCAGAGCAUACAGAAAAAAAUAUAUAUCGAACACAAUUAAUUAUAAAAUGUAGCGCGCAACACAUGUAUGUGAAAAGGCAAUUUUUAGGUGUAAUUUGAAACUAACAUAAAAACAGGCUGCAAACAGG
Anopheles merus is the source of this 3456-nucleotide messenger RNA. Its product is annotated as solute carrier family 12 member 9. Lineage: Eukaryota; Metazoa; Arthropoda; Insecta; Diptera; Culicidae. The transcript has 8 exons. The coding region runs from base 426 to 3245 and encodes 939 amino acids. Gene Ontology annotation, molecular function: potassium:chloride symporter activity. The record is from RefSeq and is a predicted model, not a curated record. Gene Ontology annotation, cellular component: membrane. Gene Ontology annotation, biological process: chloride ion homeostasis; potassium ion homeostasis; cell volume homeostasis.